This is a messenger RNA of Lithohypha guttulata, 780 nucleotides long. RefSeq lists its product as uncharacterized. The coding region runs from base 1 to 780 and encodes 259 amino acids. The transcript has 2 exons. The record is from RefSeq and is a predicted model, not a curated record. Lineage: Eukaryota; Fungi; Ascomycota; Eurotiomycetes; Chaetothyriales; Trichomeriaceae.
AUGGCUGAGCCUACGCUUCUUGGUUUGCCUGCGGAAAUACGAUUGCAGAUCUAUAGACACGUCUUCAAGGGCAUUGGGUACAAAGCGUCGGAUCCAGGACGACUAGCAGGACUUACUGCGAAGACCGGCAUACUCAGAGUUAACCGUCAGCUGCGUACCGAGGCUCGUACGAUACUGGAUGAGAACAUCACGGUCGGGCUGGACUCAUCUCGGCUUCCUCAAACCAUGCCUUCCCUUGUAACGGGGGCCAGAAUGUUGGGCAUUGCAUUGCCAGAGCAAAGUAUCAAAUCCUUUCUUCGAGUCUUGCCUCAUCUCAAGUUUGUCGAGUGCUCGAUCUCGUUCGAAGCGUGGGAGUGUUACAAUACGGCACACCUUAUUGACACAGUGGCCGAGGUGUUCAGAGUACUCCGGCCCAGUGAACUAUCCGUGCUAAUGGUCUUUCAGCGAGUGGGAUGUGGGGUCACCGACCCAAAGACAGCCAUUCGAGAAAUCAACAUUGCGGAAUACAAGGACCAUUACCGGUACGAAGAAUGGAUUCCGGCUGCAGGAGUUCUCCUCCUCACGACAGGACUGUCGGUUCCGACAUUUUACGUGCCUAAGACAGGCAAGAUGACCAUCCUGGAUGCAGAUUUCGAAACUAUGCCUGUAGAUGGAAAUCAGGAUACGCUUCAAGAGGUUACUGCGGAGGCAUUUAAGAAAAUGAGAGCAGAGACACGAAACCGAUUGAGCAAACCAGAUAUCUUUCAAAAAGCUUUGGCAACGGCGACUCGAUGUGGGUGA